This is a messenger RNA of Babesia sp. Xinjiang, 5106 nucleotides long. RefSeq lists its product as uncharacterized. The transcript is spliced from 4 exons. The record is from RefSeq and is a predicted model, not a curated record. The coding region runs from base 1 to 5106 and encodes 1701 amino acids. NCBI's taxonomy places the organism in Eukaryota, Apicomplexa, Aconoidasida, Piroplasmida, Babesiidae.
AUGUGCCGGCGAGUAUUCGAUGCUAUGGCGAAAGAAAGCGCCAUUGAUUACGGUAAUGUUGGGCUUCGAGAGGUGACCCUUAAACCAACGGACAUUGCGAACUUCAUUUGUGGUCCAAGUAAAAGAAAACAACAUGGUGGAGUAUUUACACUGUAUCCCAGUGAUCCUCUGACCAAGACAUUAAUGCCUCUUACUGGUGGUGAUUUUGAAGAUGCAGUUACAAAGGAAGUUCUUUUGCGAGAUCUAUUUCGGAGUGUGGAUUUACGUAUAGAUUACAACAUGGAUCAAGACGAAGAUGCAGAUGUUUUCGUGAGAAUCGAGUACCCGAUUAAUGCUGUAUUGAUGGCUAGGGAUCCUAGCAACUUCAGUCUAAACUACGCGUGUAAGUAUCAGCCGGAUGACAAGAGGCUGCCACCUAUAUACAGGUGGUUUAGGAUAGCAUUCAAAAAUGUCUAUCCCAUGGCGUAUGGAUUUGAUACUGGUAAUAACAUGUUGUUUAAAAAUUCGGCGCCACGAGAACUGCAAUCUACUAAUGUCGUAGGGCCGAGCUUUUACACUGUCUUUGUGGAACCAGGGAUGAUCGUUGGCAUCUAUUGUCAAGCGGGAGAACGUUUGGAGCCCAGCAACUGUUUUGAUAAGGAUGAAAUUGCGAAAAUGGGAGAUGAUAUUGUGCCUUACAUAGAGCAGCCAGUUGGACUGAUAAAUGCGCAAGCCCGUGAUGUAACCUCUAGACUCAGGGUAUUCAAAGUAGGAGAAACGGCUAAAAAAACUAUCUUGCGUUCAUGCUCAUGCGUCCGUCCCGAUGGAAACAGGAAGGUUGUACGUUUCGCGUACCGUGUCGGUGAGAUGUACCUUAAUUCCGCUGAAACUGUCUUGACUCCUCCAGUGAAACGUAAAGGGGUGCGGUUUGUGUUAUCUCUGAUGCAGGUAGGAACCAGAUCUAUCACGGAUCUUCCUAACGAUGGUUGGGUUGAUCUUGGUCAAUUGGGAAAGGUAGGAACGAGAUUAGCGCCGGAAAAUCCAGAGCUCAAUACCUUCAAUGCAUCUCCCAUGGGACCGAAUCAAGCAGUUGCUAUAAAGAAUGCGCUUGGCUUAAGAGGUGUUCAUUUUUCUAUGGAGAAGAUUAAAAACGGAAGGCGUCAUAUCGUUGACUGCGCGGAAGAUGCGUUAAUCAUAUGUAAAAAUGAAGUGAAAUUAAUAUACUACGAUUGGGUACUUAAGCGGCUGUUUGGUGAAUUUCAUGUUGACACCAACUUGCGUGUACUAUAUCAUAUUGUGCCAACUGACCCUUACACCUAUGGUUGUGGUGUUGACAGCGAAGAUUUGUUCCAAAAAAGCGGAUUCCAAUUAUCAACUGGCGCAAAUAACGACGGUGUUACGGAGUGCAAAGUCAACCCUUACGUAACUAGCCCCGUUGGAUUCUACUGUCCCAAAGGUUACACUUUAGAACCUGCAAACUGUUUUGAACAGAUGACUCGCGUUGGUGACAACAAAGAAGUGUCAUUGAGUGAUUACGCAGAUCACGCAAGACCUGUUGAAGGGAAAUACAUUAAAGCCGUUGAUUUCCAAUUCUCUGAAAUGAUGAGUCACCUUAUCAAAUACACGGAUGAGGAACUCAUGUGCCGAUGUGUUGAUCAGUAUGGCAAAGUACGGGCGGCCAUCACCUUAGACCUACCCGCUCCUAAACGACGUCCGGAGAUACCUGUUAUUAUGGUGAAUUGGUCAGAAGAAGUUGAAAUGUACAGAAAUGAUUCUCCCGUGUAUACUGUUCAUCUUAAGCGUCCUAAAAAGCUAAAAUUCAUUUGUGUAGCGAGUGAUGGUGGCGCUAGUGGAGAAUUUACAAUGUAUCCCAGUGAUCCUAUGUCCAAGACAUUAAUGCCGCUUGAAGGAGAUGAUAUCGAGAAGGCCAUCACUAGGGAGGUGCCGUUGCAUAGUAUCGUUCGCACUAGCGAGUUGAAAAUGCAAGUAAGCAAAAACAGAAAUGGGCCAGCAGUUUUGCGAAUGAAAAAUGAUUUGAAUACUGUAAUAAUGGCUAAGGACCCUGAAAAUUUCAGUCUUAACUACGCCUGUAAAUUCCAACCUAAGGAUAAACGUAAACCGGCAAUUUAUAGAUGGCUCAAGGUAACGUUUGACCAAGUCUACCCUAUGGCAUUUGGAUGUGAAAGUGGCGACGACCUGCUUUUUAUGAAUUCAAUGCCUAGGGAUAAGAAAAAGAAUCAAGGAGGCAAAUCUCCAGAUUGCCGUCUAACGGCCGAACCUGGCAUGUUAGUCGGAAUGCACUGCCAAGACGGUGAGAGAAUGACACCAGAAAUUUGUGUUUCAGACGAGGUUUUCAAGGCACUCGAUGGCGCCUUUUCUCCCUUCAUUCCUUCUUGGCCUGCAAUGCCCAAAACACGAGGCUAUAGGUUACCAUCUAGAUUUAGACUAUACAAAGUGGAGUCUAAUGCUGGAGAUAAAAAUUUUAGGUUGGUAUGUCAUUGUACCAGCGGGGAUGUAAUAAAGAAAACAAUGGUAAUUCAAAAUGUAACACGCAGUCAGUCUGAUUUGAAAGCGCUACUCGGUUCUCCAAGCCUCCAUCCGGAACCUUAUUUCACACUAAUGAAUGAUUUGGUACCCGGACUUACGAUGAAACUUAUCGUACCGUCAGCUGGGAUCAUCGACCUGGGUAACUUCGGUCGUGUGUCCGCUGUGCUAUUACCUAAGGACCCAGAGUACAAUGCAUUUCAUGUUCGAGGACAUAACGAUGCCGUGAAUCUCGAAAUUAAGCAGUUAUUUGGAGCGAAAGGCGUUGAUAUAAGCUAUGAUCGAAACAAGAAUCAUAAUACCUACACGUUUGAUUACAAAAAGGACGCUGUAACUGUUGUCAAGGGUAACGUACCAUUUAUGUAUCAUAAGUGGGACAUAUCACCAAUAAAUAAUAGGAAGGGAGGGCAGACAACUCUAUCAUUGAUGUACAACCUAAUUCCAACUGACCCUUACACCUACGGGUGUGGUGUGGACAGCGAGGACUUAUUCCACAGCAGCGGAUUCCAGUUAUCAACUGGAUACGAGAAUGACGGCGUGACAAAAUGUAAGGUUAAUCCACAUUUAACGAGCCCAGUUGGAUUCUACUGUCCGGAAGGCUUCAUACUAGAGCCUGCCAACUGUUUUGAAUACAUGACUCACAAGCGGGGAAAUAAAGUGGUGCCAUUGUCACAUUACGCACCUCACGCAAGAGUUACUGAAGGACCACACAUUAAAGUAGCGGACUUCCAUGUGCCUAUUAUUAUGAAACACACUAUAAAAUAUGGAGAUCACGAGCUCAUGUGCAAGUGUAUGGACCAAGAUGUCUUGGGAUACAUUGUUACACUAUGUGCUACAUUUUCUGCAGCUCUUGGACCUUCACCACCUACAAUGAUAAAUUGGUCGGAUGAACGCAAUAUGUUCUACAAUGCGCCAAUGGAAAUUGUAUCUCUUAAACCUUCGAAAGAGCUAAUAUUUUUUUGCUUAUCGAGUAAUGGUGGUGAAAGUGGAGAGUAUACCAUGUACCCUAGUGAUCCCAUGACCAAGACUUUAAUGCCACUUGAAGGAGAUAUCGAGGAAGCCGUCACCAAGGAAAUGCCCCUACGCAAUGUACUUCGUACAAUUGAUUUGAAACUGAAGGUGAAUAACGGCACAAAUGGUCCGGGGACCUUAAGUAUCAAGUAUAACUUGAAUGCUGUGAUAAUGGCUAAGGAUCCUGAUAAUUUCAGUCUGAAUUAUGCUUGUAAAUUCCAACCGAAAGAUGAGAGUAAGACACCUGUUUACAGAUGGCUUAAGGUGAUAUUCGACCGUGUUUACCCUAUGGCCUAUGGCUGUGCGAGUGGUGAAGAGAUGCUAUUCAAAAAUUCAACACCGAGUUAUGAAAGGAUUAUUCAACGACGUAGGACCGUUUGUGAGACCAAAUUAGAGCCCGGCAUGAUCUUUGGUAUUUACUGCCAACCCGGUGAACGUUUGGAGCCCGAGAAUUGCUUUUCGAAUGAACAUCUUGCUGAACUUGGUGACGCCAUCACGCCAUACCAUCCUCAUGGAUUAGUAUCAUUACAUGAUCCGGAGUAUACUGUGCCAUCUAGGUUGAAGCUCUUCAAAGUGUCGAAUCAAGGACUAAAUCGCGAUUACUACUCCACUUGCUCCUGUGUAAAUUACGAGGGUCUAACUACUACCACACUUGCCGUAGAAAAUACUAAGGAAGAAAUUAAUGACGUCACUAGAGCAGCUGAAAGCUUCGAGCCGUCCAAUAACCCUCCUGUUCGAAGCGUCUUACAUUACCUUGAGGCAGGCAAAAAGUUCACAAUUAAAUAUUACCCCGACAAUAAACCUCUGAUAUCUGGCAAACAUAAAGCUGUACCGCUUCUUUUUCCAGUGGAUCCCGAGCACUAUGCCUUUAACGGGGCGCCAAUAGCUACGAAUAAACCGAUGCGAAUCGAUGAGAUCAUGGGAACCAAAGGUGUGGAUAUAAGCUACAAGGAAGACAAGGGUAAAAUGGCCUAUACGAUAAAGCUCAAGAAGGAUGCCAUAAUCGUUAGCAAAACGGACAUACCGUUCAUGUAUUAUAAUUGGAGAGUGGUGAGCGACAUUUGGAGCAGAAGGUUGUACGGAACAGUGAGAGUGCAGUUCAGCAUCUUACCAACUGACCCUUACACCUAUGGCUGUGGUGUUGAUAGUGCUACGUUAUUCCGUGAUAGCGGCUUUCAAGUGGCCUACGGAGUGAAGAACGUCGGUGUGACAAAAUGCAAGGUCAACCCUUACUUAAGAAGCCCAGUUGGAUUCUAUUGUCCCAAAGAUUACACUCUAGAGCCUGCAGACUGUUUUGAACACAUGAUUAACAGCGGAACUAAUCACAUAGUGCCUUUAAAAGACUACGCACCUCACGCGAGAUCCAUAGAAGGGAAUCACAUAAGAGUGCUCGACUUCCACGUACCUCAAAUGAUGAAGCGUCUCAUAAAGUAUACGGAUGAGGAACUCAUGUGCAGAUGUAUCGACAAAAAGGGUAAACUUCGUGCCACUAUCACUCUAGAACUUAAAAAACCGAGAAUGGUUGGGAAUUCUUGGAAAUCCCUCGUGACAGCGAGAAGACUUGCAGCAUAA